AUGUUUACUCCAGGUCUUAUGGCCUCGAAAACUGCACGAGUGGAGAUGAAUGGGGAAGGUUUGUGGCUGACUGCACCAACGUGGAGGAAGGUGCCUACAUGGACCGAUGCAACAGUACAGGGUUUGGGGAUGGUCUUUUUGAGUCGUUCCAGGUGUUCUCCUAUAUCACAGCUCGGAAUGCUGUCAGAAAUCGUCCAAAUUCCCCCCUAA
Seminavis robusta is the source of this 210-nucleotide messenger RNA. The record is from the annotation of a GenBank genome assembly. NCBI's taxonomy places the organism in Eukaryota, Bacillariophyta, Bacillariophyceae, Naviculales, Naviculaceae.